UCCGAUGUGGUUGCAUUUUUGUGGCCGUCGGAUGGCGAAAUCGUCCAGGAAGAAGAUAUUUUGUUGAGCACCUUAUUGGCGCAUGGUUUGCCAGCAGCUGUACAUUUUGUACCUGGACUUAGCUCAACAGCAGUUCCAAAACUGAAGGAGCGUGUACGAAAAAAUGCGACGAAAUUAAUUAGAAAUCGGAGUUUUGAAGUCGAUAAAUUAUUGCAAUGUGGCAGUGAUAGUGACGGCCAACUUGCUCUGCUUGCGAUCAGCACAAUGAAGAAGAAACAUUCGUUUUUGCAGCGAACUCGACCACAUCUGAUUGCCGAAAGUGCCGAAAAGAUUGAGACGGAAGGUGAUGUGUGUACUCUGAAAGUUUCGGGAUAUCUGAGGGGACCACCACUGAACGUGAACAGCCUCGUUCAUGUGCCAUGGUGGGGCGAUUUUCAGAUGCAGCAAAUUAUCAUCGAGAAGGACCCGCAUGCUAUUGAUGUUAAAAAAGUACUUUUUUUCCUCAGUUUUUUUCGAAGGUAUAGUAAUCCAGCAUAUCUAUGCGAAAUACAGAAAAAGCAUGGGAACAAUCUCCAGGAUAAGCUAAAGUAG
Messenger RNA from Gongylonema pulchrum, 591 nucleotides. The record is from the annotation of a GenBank genome assembly. Lineage: Eukaryota; Metazoa; Nematoda; Chromadorea; Rhabditida; Gongylonematidae.